AACAAUAUCCUGUGUAAACUGCGAGAUAAAUAUGAUAUCUCAGCAGAGCACUGUAGCGUAAAGGAAUUUUUCUGUACCAAAUUUUUAAUUACUAGUUGCUUGUCAGCUACCAUGUUUAAAUUUAAAAGUUCUAAAACUCAACAGUCAAACACUGAGAUAGCUAAGUCAGUUGAAGAUUUUGUCUCUUUUAACAAGAUAGCUACUCUUGGUUUUCCUCAUAAGCCUACAGCUCUAGCAUGGGAGCCUCAUUUAUGUCUAAUGGCAAUUGGAACUCAGUUUGGGUCUAUAAGAAUUUAUGGUGCUCCUGGUGUUCUAUUUUCUGGAGAUCUGAGGCAAAAACUGUGCAUUACUGAUUUAAUUUUCAUUUCUAAAAAGGCUCGUUUGAUUUGUUUGUGCUCUGAUAACAGUCUACAUUUAUGGGAAUUAAAUGAAAAGAAUGAAAUAUGGUGCUUAGAAGAAAUAAAGUCAUUUGUUCUUGUUGGAUUGAUGAAAAAGAUAACUGCUAUAUUUUUGAAUUCUUCUGCUGAUAUUCUUUACUUGGGAACAAUGUGUGGCAACAUUUAUACCUUGAAUGUUGAAACCUUUGAAAUUGCUGAAAGUGUUAUCUACCAAGAUGUUGUUGUGCAAAAUAUUCCAGAUGAUAAAAAAUUGAAACAAGGAGCAGUUAAAAUUAUUUCUUGUCAGCCAUCUUGUACAGAUUGUCUUUUGAUUGGUUAUCAGCAAGGAUUACUAGCUUUAUGGGAUGUAAAGAAGUUGGUUGUUAUCAGUACAUUUAUUAGUAGUCAGAGUUUAGAAUCUGUUGCAUGGCAGCAUUCAGGAAUUAAGUUUAUGAGUUCUCAUAGUGAUGGUAGUUAUGUCGUAUGGAGUACUGAAGAUUCCUCUAAACCAGCAGAAGUACCCAUGACACCAUAUGGUCCAUUUUCAUGUAAAUCCAUUGAUAAGAUCUUGUGGAAAACUAUAAAAGGCGGGGAUGAUUUUAUAAUAUUUUCUGGUGGAAUGCCUCGAUCCAAUUAUGGAGAGAAACAUACUUUGACAAUCAUGUGUGGUGAAAGGCAUGAAGUUUUGGACUUAUCCUCCAAAGUUAUAGAUUUUUUUACUAUAUCUGAUGUUUUUGAUGAUUCAGAAUUCGAUAAUGUUCAUGCGUUAAUCAUAUUGCUUGAAGAAGAGCUUAUAGCACUAGACUUAGAGUCUGAAUCUUGGCUGCCAUUUAAGUAUCCUUAUUUAGAAAUCCCUCAUUCUUCACCUAUAACAUGUUUUCAGUACAUUUCUGAGGUUCAUAAAGAUAUGUGGAGGAUUUUAAUGAGCUGCCAGAGGGAAAACUCAAAAUUCCAGUCUGAGAGUGAGUGGCCAAUUAAAGGUGGUAAGGUUUGUCAGAAUAAUAAUGCUGAAAACAACAUUCUAGUCACUGGUCAUGAAAAUGGGUGCAUAAAAAUUUGGAAUGCAACUCCAACAUCGCUGCAGUUGUUUCACACUUUCUAUACAUCAGAAUUGUUUGUUGCUGUUGAUUUCAUGGAAGAAAAUGAUAGUGGUGGGGAGGAAUGGCCUCCAUUUCGAAAGCUUGGAAAUUUUGAUUCUCUUUUGGAUGAUUCACGUUUUGCAAUUCGCAGCAUCAUUUUGAAUGAUGUGUGCAAAACGCUUGUUGCAGGAGGAUCUGCUGGACAAAUCUUUGUACUUCAAUUCUCAGAUGUUGAAGCAGAGAAGGAAACAAUUGUUACACGAGUUACAAUUGGUGACAAAUGCGAUAGUAACAUAUGGUGUAAUCCGCAACCAUUAAUUGUUCGACAUGGUAAAAGGAAAUUUGACAAAGGUUUUCAUGUCCAGUGUGUUGUUCAAUUGAAUCCUCCUGCUCCUGUUACAUCCAUAGCAUUUCAUGCAGAGUGGAAUUUAUUAGCUGCUGGCAUUACACAUGGGUUUCUUCUGUAUGACAUAGUACAAAAGAAAUCUGUUUUAUCAAGGUAUACUUUAAACAUUUCAGAUAGCAAUAAUGUGAUAGCAAAUGUCUCUCCAAAAGCUAAAUCUUUAAAAAGGUCAUUUAGAGAAUCAUUUCGGAAGCUGAAAAUCAGGAGUAAAUCUCUGAAAAAAGAGCGUACAGACUCUUUAUGCAGUGAUAUACCUGAAGAUAUUUCGAGGGAAAACAGCAUGAAGCGAGAAAGUUUCACUGCCAGUCCUGAUCCAACUUUAGCCAGUUCCACUUCAGCUGAACUCCGUGCCUUUGAUGGGGAUAGUGAAUCUCAUGUUGAUGAUGUGAUCAAUUCCGUUCAAUGUUUAUAUUUUGCACAAAGUUUUAUUAUUAACAAUGUGAUUACUACUCCUACUUUAUGGGUUGGUACAAGUUGUGGCUGCAUUUAUAUAUAUACAAUUACAAUGCCUGCCAGUGACUGUCGUACGUCUGAUGCAAUCACAUGCCAGUUAGGUAAAGAAGUACAGUUAAAACAUCAAGCUCCAAUUUUGGGUAUACACAUUGUUGAUCAUAGAGGAUAUCCACUACCUGAUCCACUUGAUGUUCAGUGUCAAAGAUUAAAACCAGCUGAUCUUUGUGGAAGUCAUAGGGUUGUAGUUUGUACAGAAGAGCAAAUUAAAGUUUUCACUUUACCAAGCAUGAAAACGUUUUGUAAGAAUAAAAUUUCCAUGAUAGAGGGCUACCAUAUAUGUAAAGUUGGAUUCUGUAGUUUUCCUAAUCGAACUGAUCCAAAAACAUAUGAGUGUUGUGUUCUUACUCUUUCACGAUCCAGUGGGAUAACAUUGUACAGUACUCCCGAGUUAAAAAAAUUUAUUUCCUUCAAUUACUGUUCCUUAGAAGACAACGAAUAUUUACACAAGGCAUACCUAUUGAAUAGCGGUCUACUAGUAUGUUUGAAUUCUAUGUCUGAGUUUGAAAUAGUUUCCCUUUCUGCUUCAAUCAUUGCAAAACCAGUUUGUAAAAUUGAACUUCCAGAAGGUGCCAGAAAACCCUUUAGACCUCUAGAGAGCAUUGUUUUGGAAAUGCAGAACAUAGCACCUCAAAGUUAUCAUAACAAUACUAAUAAUACAAAUAAUAUCGAACCAUCAAGUGAAGUGAAUAGUUAUGGCAAUGUAGAACAAGCUAGACGUUUGUCAAAUACAUCAAGUUUAAGAAAUAAUGAUCAAAAUGAUACAACUGAUGCAGAAAAUUUAAGUAACAGAAAUCGAGAGCUACAAAAUCAAAAUGGUGGCUCAAGUGAAACUGUCUCGCAACAGCAGUUGCAAAGGGCACCAUUAGCCAUUAUUGAAGAACUCAAUUCAUCUGAUGAAUCUCACUUAAAUCUAAGCAGUAAUCCACCUAGAAAUUCAUGUGGUUCAUAGCAGGCAAUUAGAGUGCUUUUGAAUACUCAAAACAUUUAUAAUGAAUCUAGAUCUGAGAAGUAUCACACUUUUUUCAAUAUUUGAAUCUCUUGUUUAUCAUUACUUUUGUAAAGAUAUAUAGUAUACGAUUAUAUUUUUCGUUUCUAUAAUUUAAAAUUUAUUUAUUUUCGUGAAUAUUGUUUCUUUUUGUAUGUUUUGAUAAUUUUUAUUAUGUUAUUUGUCCUUCUU
This is a messenger RNA of Parasteatoda tepidariorum (common house spider), 3549 nucleotides long. RefSeq names its product lethal(2) giant larvae protein homolog 1. Gene Ontology annotation, molecular function: myosin II binding; GTPase activator activity; syntaxin binding. Gene Ontology annotation, biological process: cortical actin cytoskeleton organization; Golgi to plasma membrane transport; establishment of spindle orientation. The record is from RefSeq and is a predicted model, not a curated record. NCBI's taxonomy places the organism in Eukaryota, Metazoa, Arthropoda, Arachnida, Araneae, Theridiidae. Gene Ontology annotation, cellular component: cytoplasm; cortical actin cytoskeleton; plasma membrane.